UUUUUUUACGAGUGAUCUUAUCCAAACGAUAUUUUUGAUCAAACAUGAAUGUAUCAAGUGGAAAACAAUUAUGCAAGGAAGGCAGUGAUACGUGCUCAACAGACAAAGAUCUUGAAACUCCUGCCAAUGGCAUGCCUUACAAGUCGCCCGAAGAAAAACGUUUUGUUCGUAAAAUGAAUUGGACUAUUCUACCGCUUGUCGCCUUUAUCAUUUUUAUCCAGUUUGCCGAUAAAGCAGCCAUUAGCGUUGCCGCAGUACUAGGCUUAAUGGAAGACACUCAUAUCAGUGGAGAACAGUUCAGUUGGGUUGCCUCCAUUUUUUACUUGGGCUAUCUCGUAUAUCAAUUACCCAACAACUAUCUUUUACAAAAAGUACCACAUGGACGCUAUCUUGGCGUGUUACUCUUAAUGUGGGGUACGGUGAUGUGUACCACCUCAUUAUGCCAUAAUUUUGCGGAAUUGAUGGCCACACGUUUCCUGCUGGGUCUUUUUGAAGCCGGCACGAGCCCUUGUAUCUUUAUCAUCUUGAAUACUUUAUAUCGUCGCACAGAACAAGCCGCAUGCUUUGGUUAUGUGGCCGCAUGCACAGGUAUGGGGGCCGUUAUCGGUACCCUCUUAUCAUUUGCUAUUUCAUUUAUGGAAGGCGUGGCCGGUCUCCGAGCAUGGCGAUGGGUCUACAUUAUUCUCGGUGCCAUCACGAUUUUCUUUGGCUUUAUUGUAUUUUUCUUCUUGGCCGAUGACCCCAACCACAAAUUACUUCGAUUGACCGAAGUGGAGAAAGAAAUUGUAAAGGAGCGUACCCAAGACAAUGCCGUAGUCCGCAGCAGAAAGAUCAAAACGUAUCAAAUGUGGGAAGCAUUGAAAGAGCCCCGCUUAUGGCUCAUAUUACUGGCUUCGUUAUGCAUCAACUUUCAAAACGGUGCACUCGUGAAUUUCAGCGCGACCUUGGUGAAAGGAUUCAAUUUCUCUGCUACAGAAUCGAUCAUAUUACAAAUUCCCAGCGGUUUAGCGGCAGCGUUUGCUGCUAUCAUUGCUGUCAUAACUGCGCGAAAGUCACGUCAAGCCAUUUAUACUGGCAUUGGCAUGGGCAUUGUAUCUGCUAUUGGCUGUUUAUUACUGGCAGUGAUUCCUCAGAGUGCCGGAGCAGUCAAGUUAUUGGGUUAUUACUUGAGCUGGGCAAUGGCCGGCGCCUACACGAUCAUUCUUACCGUGAUCGCCAACAACGUAUCGGGUUAUACCAAAAAGAUCUUUUAUAACGGGGCUUAUAUGAUCUUCUCUACCUUUGGUAACUUUAUCGGUCCGCUGAUGAUGGUCCAAACGCAAGCUCCCGGCUACGUUGGUGGUAUGAUAGGCUACACAGUAGCCAAUGUUGUUGUCAUCAUUUGCUUGAUCUUGAUACGAUACAUCAUGGCCAAAGAAAAUCGUCGACGCUUAGCCGAUCCUCCCACGGAACCGACGGAUGUGUACCUCGAUCUCACCGAUGCCGAAGAUAGAAAUUACAUCUAUCGCCUAUAAUGUUACUGGCUUUCAGGGUGCGGAACUGACUCGUCAUGUCAGAGCACGACAUAUUCUCUAUUGUAUUCUACAUCUCACAUGAUGCUAUGUUACACUUGUAUGAGCAAUCAGUCUUUGUAUUUUAAUAACUCUAUUGAUUGGAUGACAAUCGCGAUCACAUAGUAAAUUAUGACAAAUUAUUUCAG
Molecule: messenger RNA, 1699 nt
Organism: Radiomyces spectabilis
Lineage: Eukaryota; Fungi; Mucoromycota; Mucoromycetes; Mucorales; Radiomycetaceae
Product: major facilitator superfamily domain-containing protein
Exons: 5
Coding region: 45-1514 (489 amino acids)
Biological process (GO): transmembrane transport
Cellular component (GO): membrane
Molecular function (GO): transmembrane transporter activity
Source: RefSeq, a predicted model, not a curated record